GCGGCGGCGGCGGCGGCGGCGGCGGCGGCGGAGGGGGACAAACUCUCCGGCUCCGCGCCGCGGCGGGCAGCCCGCGGUCAGGCAUGCAGGCGCGGCGUCUAGCCAAGCGCUCCAGCCUGGGCAGCCGCCGGGGGGGCGCCGCGUUGCAGGCGCCCGGCCCCGCGCCUGCCGGGGAAGGCACCGUGCCCGGCCUCCCGCCCCUCGGCCCGGGCGCGCACCCGGCCCCGGCCCCGGCCCCGGCCCCGGCUCCGGAGAGCUGGAGGCCGCCGCCGCCGCCGCGCAGCGCCGGGACCGGCCCCCCUCGGGCCGCCGCCGCCGCCGCCGCCGCCGCCUCGUCGCCCGUGCUGCUGCUGCUCGGGGAGGAAGACGAGGACGAGGAAGGCGGGAGCAGGCGGCGGAGGGGGCUCGGGCGGGUGGAGCAGAAGCCCCGAGGGGGCGCGGAGGAGGAGGAUGACGACGACGAGGACGAGGACGAGGAGGUGGUCGUCGAGGUGGACGACGACGACGAGGACGGCGAGGAGCGCUUCCCGCCGCUGGGCGCGGGCCGUGCGGUCCCCCGGGCCCCGGCGCGGGGCGCCCUGAAGGUGGGGAGCAUUAAACGGGAAAUGACCUUCACAUUUCAACCAGAGGACUUAAAACGUGACUCUAGUAAAAAAAUGUCUCAUCAACACUUGUUUUCCUUGGCCAUGGAGGAAGAUGUGAAAACAGCAGACACCAAAAAAGCCAACCGAGCCCUUGACCAUGAAAAAGAGAACACUCGCUCCAUCUGUCUCCUUGAGCAAAAACGAAAAGUUGUUUCUUCUAAUAUUGAUGUUCCUCCAGCAAGGAAAUCUUCGGAGGAACUGGACAUGGACAAAGUGACAGCAGCAAUGGUACUAACCAGUUUGUCUACCAGCCCGUUGGUUCGAAGCCCUCCUGUGCGGCCGAAUGGGCCCGAGGGCCUCAGCGGGUCCUGGAAGGAGGGAGGCGGCGUGCCCUCGAGCAGCAGCAGCAGCGGCUACUGGAGCUGGAGCGCCCCCAGCGACCAGUCCAACCCGUCCACGCCGUCGCCGCCGCUCUCCGCCGACAGCUUCAAGCCGCUCCGCAGCCCCGCGCCGCCCCCGCCGCCGCCGCCGCCGCCGCCGCCGCCCCCGCCCCCGCCCCCGGACGACGGCAUCGACGAGGCGGAGGCCAGCAACCUGCUCUUUGACGAGCCCAUCCCCCGGAAGAGAAAGAAUUCUAUGAAGGUGAUGUUCAAAUGCCUCUGGAAAAACUGCGGGAAGGUGCUGAGCACUGCAGCAGGUAUCCAGAAACACAUACGGACCAUUCAUCUUGGGCGUGUUGGGGAUUCCGACUACAGUGAUGGAGAAGAGGACUUUUACUACACUGAGAUCAAGCUCAACACAGACUCAGUGGCAGAUGGACUGAGCAGCCUGGCACCAGUGUCACCUUCUCAGUCCCUGGCUUCACCUCCCACUUUCCCCAUCCCAGAUUCAAGCCGAACAGAAACUCCUUGUGCCAAAACUGAGACUAAAUUGAUGACACCCUUGAGCCGCUCAGCUCCCACCACCCUCUACCUCGUGCACACCGACCAUGCUUACCAGGCCACACCCCCCGUGACCAUUCCAGGAUCGGCCAAGUUCACCCCCAACGGCAGCAGCUUCAGCAUUUCUUGGCAGUCUCCUCCAGUUACCUUCACAGGCAUUCCAGUGUCACCAACACAUAACCAUCCGGUGGGCACAGGAGAGCAGAGGCAGCACACUCACACGGUCUUGUCCUCCCCACCCAGGGGGACCGUCAGCCUGAGAAAGCCCCGGGGAGAGGGCAAGAAGUGCCGCAAGGUGUACGGCAUGGAGAACCGGGACCUGUGGUGCACGGCUUGCCGCUGGAAGAAGGCCUGCCAGAGGUUCACCGACUGACACACAGGUCCGCCCAGCCGGCAGCCUGGGGGCCACUGUCCUCGCCCUCCACCGCAGGUUCUGGAAAAAACGCUUUUUCUUCUGAACAAAACACACUUGAAGCCCGGGAAAAAAAGCACCUCCAGGAAACUUGGUGGAAUGACAGCAAAAAAUAAAUAAAUAAAUAAGGUCACCACCCUCACUGCUCUGGCUGAGAAUCCAGCGUGGGGCAGCUCUUUUUUUUUUUUCCUUGAAAAGUCAGCUUUUGGGGUUUUUUUUGUUUUGUUUUGUUUUUUGGGGUUUUUUUGUGCUUUUUUGUUUUGUUUUGUUUUUGCCGUACGUCUAGGUCUGGAAAAAAAAAAAAACAACAACAAACGACUGUGGACUUCUGUAGCAAUUGAACCAACAAAGCCCAUUUUGCCUAGAGAGGAGGCGUAUUUUGAUAAGCUUUCUGAAUCAUGCCAUCUCUGAGAUUUUUUUGACAUUAAAAAAAAAGGCUACACGUUAUUCAGUAGCAUUUGUACAGAGAACAAUACCCGCUUUCAUUGUGAAUAGGACCUUCCCUGUUUCCCACCCGCCCGCAGCAGCGCGCACCACGCUGGGCCGCGGCAGGUGCAGGUUUGGCUCCUCUGUCCUGCUCGUCUGUUCUGGCGUCGAGGAGCGGCGGAGGCGGAGCGGAGCCCGAGCGCCCCGGGGUACGGACACAGACAGGCGGCUGACCCCGCCGCCCACCGGUGAGGCCGGCCCGGCCACCUGGGUAAGCUCGAUGCUGCGUUCCGGGGCGUCGCUGCCAGGCUUGCGGGGCAUCGGGCCCGCCCUCAAAACCCCACCCCUGACCCGGGUCAGGAACCACAGAGAACUCGGGCUGUCCCCGCAGGUGCGCGGCCCGCGUCCCCAUCCGUCCAGAAAGACGUGUGAGCUCACCAAGCCAACAUCCGUUCCCAGUGCACUUUCAUAGGUUUUAUGCUUUAGCAUGUCUGGGGGAUGGGUUCAGGAACCAUAUAAACGUGAUAGGGGCACGUGGGAGGGUCCCAAAUUUUAUUUUUCUUAUAAAAACGUCGGAACUGUUCGCGAAGCAUUUGCUCAGAGGGAACACCAAAAGGAAAAUGCGUGUUGGUAUAGGAAUCUCUCAGUCUAGCAGGGCCAGGGUUUGCACCAGGCCGCACCUGGCGCCCUGGCGCCUAUGUUGGUUGGUUGGUUGGUUUCAGGGGUAGUGGUGUGGGGGAGGGGAGCAGUUGUCAGGCUCUCUCUAUAAGUUCAUCAUCUCUCUAUCCUACUCUGGACUGCCCUGCAUAACGAGUUGUUUCUCCUAUACCUAUGCAAAGAAGUUUUUUAAAAAGCACCUUAUAGGAUGCACUGUGUCAGGACGGGGAGCCUACGAUCAGCCAUAGGAAUGUUCGAUGAAAUUGCACAGAGGAAAAUUUAAUAUAUGUUUAGAGACUGUACGUACACUUUUGUUUUAAAGAGUUGAAAGAAGGCAUCUAGUAAUAACCAAUAUCCUUUUCCUCUUAUGAUCGAGGGAAACAGGGGGAGGUUCCGCAGUGUGAGAUCCACAACCUGUCCAUUCAUAUAUUUGGGCAAUUUAUUUUUUAGGCUUCCAUUUGACUUUUUAAACAUUCUUCCUUGGAAGGGAUCCUGUUCUCCCCCCUUCGUUCUAUUUUUAUUUGAAGAACAGUGAUUUCAAGAGAGCAGAAAAAGAGCUUCAUUUAAUUUCAUGAUUACCAGUCACUAGUAGCUACAGCACCAGCUAUAAUGUAUGUUUUAGUAUUUACAAGGUCAGCCAGGAAAGGGCUUUUUUUCUUUAAGUGCAGGAAUGCAUUUGCAUCCUCAACCCCAGCAUUUCUUUUCUCCUUCCUGGAGUCCUGUUGCUCUGCCUACAGACACCCUCUGCUGUGGCAUGAUGCUCUCUGGCCUGGCCCAGGAGGCCUGAGCUGCAGGUGGACUGCCCAGUGGCCACAACGAGCCCAGAGCUGAAGAAUCAUUUGAGCAGGUUCACUGUGUACGGAAGUGAUGGUUCGCUGAGAUGCAAUCCCAGAGCAGAGGUUUUCCUCUUCGGUGAAGCUCUCUGACCCAAGAUCUCUGGAUUAAGUCAUCCAGCAAAAACAAAGUGAUGGGGGGCUAAAUCUAUCCUCUCCAGCCCCCAGGACUUUGGAUCACAAGGAGGAAGAGGUCUUUUCUGUGAAGCAGUCAGUCCUGGAGUGAGGUUUUGUGGCUGUCCCCCAGAGAUGCAGCCCGUGAUGAGUUCUGAGCGCUGGCCUGGAGGAACCAAGCUCAGGCCUUCCUUGGUUUUUAGCCAAUACACAAGGGGUAAGCAGAAGUGUAAAGCUGAAUGCAGCUUCCCUGGGAUUUCUUCUUUCUAAAGCCUUUUUUACAUGUACUCUUCUGCAUCUCCUACCCACAUAGGGACUCCCUUCUGCCAACUGGCCCUGAUCCCUGUGUACCUUCUUUCCAAGUGUGCACAGACCCUCAGUAGCUUCCUGCACACACAGACAUCCUUUCUUUGUAUCAAGACAUGUAAUAACUAGAGAACCAUCAAAAUUCACCUGGCUGGCCUUGGGAAAAAAAAAAAAGUGAUUAACUUCUUGCAAGCCACCCAGAAAGCUAUGAACUGCAAUCUACAGCACUGAUUGUAAAAGCUAAAAUUAAAAAGAAAAAAGUCAUAGACUAUUUUGUUAUAUUUUGGAAUUAAAUGAAGUGCCAAAUUGAGCCCGACAUUCAUUUUAUGCCAUCUCUGUUGUACCACGUUUUUUUAAUGUUUUCAUUUGGGAAGGAGAGGCAGAGGACAGGUGGCAAGGGUGGUCAGUCCCACAACAUGCCGGCUGAUUUACUGGAGUUCCGUCCAUCCCAGGGAUCUCAGACACCUGUCUGUGCAAAAGGAAUGGCAAUACAAAGGAUUCUGGACCCAAAGUAUUUUCAAACAAGGCGUGCUAUAGCCUUUUGACCUUUCUCUCCCUUGAUACACCUUCCUUCAGAAAAUAGCUCUCAUCUCUGUCUAAAGAAGGCAUUUCAUACUAAUGGACAGGCAUUCUUCAGAUAGGAGCUACAAGGCAAGGAGAAUUCAUCAGGCCAUAGUUUUAAGCUAUAGUCCUUCCCAGAGGAUGUGUGCUCAUUUAUGGGAAGCAAUGUGACAAGUUGGAGAAAACACCAGGGUAGCAAGUGGGGUGCAUUGGGGACCAGAGAGGAGGUAAGAGGCCUAUGGACAUCUGGCUCCCACUCAUCUUCUUAAUGCUGGUCGUCCCUGGGCACCUCCGAGGGAGCCAUCAUGUUGUCCCUCCAGGGGACAGAGCAAGCAGAGAUCUCCCUUAAGGGAGGCAGCUCUGACCAGGGAUAUAGGGCCGCUGCGCACAUCUGUGGGGGGGCGCGGACUUCCCACCUCACCUGCUGGCAGGUUUCCCCUCUUGGCUGGGAAAAGCCAGUGUCAAGAAUGCAGUGGGUUUCCUGACCAAGUGGGUGCUCAGCUGUGGAGUUGCCUGUCAGCAGCUCCAUGCCCCAAGGUGCCCUUUCUCCACGCCCCAAGGUGACUGGACAAGGAAUCCUUGUCCAGUCAUAACCGUGUUGCAGAUGAAAACUUUCAAUAGACCAGGAUGGGUGUUAUGGUUCUCGGGCAUUCCAAAAUCUUUACAUGAAAUAGUUCCGUGAGUGUUGCAAAAGAUUUCUGGAGCUGAAAUGCCCUCUAUCAGAUUUCAAGGUCACUUGAGUUUCAGUGUCACUCUAAACCACACUUUUGAAAGCCGCCCUGGGUUCUGAAUUAGCCCGCGUGGCUGAACCCAUUUCCUCCUUCAUCAGACUUCACUGGCAAAUGAAAGAGCAGCAUCCACUUGAGAAUGUGGAGAGAGAGGUGGCAAGAACUGUACAAACAGGAGAGAAUACCUUGAGAAUAGUAGCAAAAUACUGUAAAUAAUAUUCAUUUCCUCAGGGAAAAUUAAAGGGUAUGUGAAAGAUAGAUUUGGGAGAUCCUACGAGUAGAAAGACUUUUAUUAUCUCUAGUGUCUCUUCAAGUCAGAACAGCUUGGUGUUUGGGGGGUUUGUUCUGUUUCUGUUUCUAAUGAACAUGAUCAUUAUUUCAAGACAAAUUUACAUGAACCGGACAGUGUCAACUUUUGGAGUUGUGGAGGAAUGUUCUGUGUUUCUUCGUAGCUGACCUGCAGUCUGAGGCUGACACUUGAACCACAGGCACAGUCCCUGGCAGGUAUUCAUAGGCUCGUGUAAGGCUUUUUCUGAAUGUAAUUGUGAAUACGAAGCCUUGGUGUUCCUCUUUAUAAUCACCCGGUUGGACGACUGCACGCAGAUAUUCCAUAGGUGGAAGCUGUUAAAGACGUGUGUUUUGCUUUAAUAGCGUGUUAAGGAGCAAACUUCCAUGGACUUGUAUGGACAAGGUGCUGCUUUUUCUCAUGACCCUAUAGAAUUUCCAUCGACCACAUCAACUGUAGCGUUGACCUGUAUGAACACAGGGAAGGAUUUGUGCAUACAAAUGAGAGGAAACAGAGCAGAAUUCAUGAAUAUGGAUGAGGAUGUGGAUCAUUCUGGAGAAGGCACUAGGUCCACGGGUCAACUGGAAAUUUCAUUUCUCUAAGAAAAUAAUCCUACCAGCGGCACGCACACUCUCCCUAUUCCUCGUACCUGUGGGGAUUCCUCCGUACUGGAACUGUUGCGUUGUGUCUUUUUGCAUUGUAACUCGUCAAACCAGAAGUCAGUAAAUAAAACGAGAUUAGCACUUUUAGGUACCAAUUGUAUCAGUAAGUAAUGCACACCAGUAGAGCAAGAAAGUAUAAAGUGUAUUUAAGACCAACCGGUUUGUUUAUGGGGACUGACUGAAAAGGCCCAUCUCCAAUGAUACCCAUGCUUUAAAAGGUGUACCUAUCAUAGGGCUGGAAAUCAAAAUGGGAAUUGUACUUCCAGUCCCGUUUUUGUAAAUAGUUGCUUUUUUUUUUUUUUUGAAGACAAUCUCAUGUUUUAUAACUUUUCUUGUAGGUCUGAGAGUCACAAUGGUAAUGUGCUGUGUCAAAAUGUAAUCUUAAAUGCGAUAAUGAUUAUAACUUAAUUUUCCAAAUAAGACAAGAACUAUACCGCGUUAGGCUUCUACGAUUCUGAGAGACAUGACACUUUUAUAAUAAGCAUUAGUACUUAACUUCUCAAGUUAGCAGAACUGGAACUAUUUUACAAGAUGCAGUGUUUUGUAAUCACAAAGAACAUGAACAUUUUGUGGGAAAUGACCUUGGUUUUAUACAUUGUAGCCUAUUUUUUAAAAUACAGUAUUUACCAGACAGGAAGUGUAAGUAUUAUAAGCAAUUCCUGCUCUCCAAACAAAGGGCUAUGCCUCUUUUAAGCAAGUGUUUUGAUGCAUAUCUUUUCAAUGAACCCUCUGCAGCAAGGGUAGAAAUGCAGAUCAAAUGGAAAGAGUAUCACAAGAGAGUCAAGAGAGCAACAGCUACUCCUUUUAUCAUCGCCAGUGUGUUUGCAAAGUAUGAUAGAGAAAGACACUUUAGGAAUCAUCCUAUGCAUCUUAAGUCAGAAAAAAAAAUGUUACUAGAUAUGCUUGUAGGCAAUGGGAGAAAAUUCUUGGAAUUUUGGAAAUUCCUUAGUAUAAAAUGAGUUUCUGUCACAAAGAUAAGCUUACCACACGCCUGCAUCUAACCAGCAAGUAUCAUCGGGUGGUAAUCUCUAAAACCGUGGUAUGGAAGCCCAAAGAUAGAAUUUUGAGGUGAUUGGUGGUGUUUAAAAUAAGUUUUUCCUCAGCACUAACUAAAUAACCUUAACUUCCUUAUCAAAGCAAAUGCUUGACUUUUCACGAGAACAUUUGAACAGACGUGCGAGGUUGUCAUCGCAAAGUCACUGUGUUCCCAAGGGUCGGGAAACUAGGGAGGGAGCCAUGGAGAGUUUAUUAACUGCACAAAUAAUUUUGAGCUUUGCCAAAACCAUUUCAUAAUGCUGUACAGCUUUUUCUAGCCCACUCGCUGUUUAAGAAAGAAAGAGAGAGAAAAAGAAAGAAAAGAAAGAAAGAAAGAAAGAAGAAAGAAAGAAAGAAAGAAAGAAAGCAUCUUUUCUUUCUAAGAUUUCAGUAACUCAAAAGCUAGACUAAUUAGCAGUAUGCAGAAAACAUCAAAAGAAAAGCUGGGAUAGAAUGACCGUAUACCCAUUGAGCAAUUCCUAUGAAGUAGUCAGAGGGUCACUCAGACCUUGCUUUCCAACAGGCUUUAGAAUCUGCACACAUGAGGACUAGAAUUGCAUAGAGAUGGGGAAAACCGUGUACAGCCUUGACUCCUGGUCUCUGAGAUGAGGCAGUCUGCAAAUCUCUGACUUCAUUCCCUUGACUGUCUCCAUUGUUAGCAUUAAAUCCCCCAAGAAGUGCUUAUUGCUGUAUGGUUUUGAACCAAAUCCGUCUUGCUUCUUUUUAAAAUGGCAGCUAGGAAGCUUCUCUGGGUUAAUAGCAGAAGCCUUAGAAAAGCCAGGCAGGAUCUGUAAAUGAACGAUUCAGAUCAGGCGAAACAGGGACACUACGGAAUGGUGGAGAUCAUUGUGAACUAGAGAGCCCAUGACCCCAUUGCAUGCAGCAACCAGCUCUAGACAAUCAGAACCAUGCAGAAAUCAGGCCCAGGGCUGCUAGAUCUUCUGACUUGGAAAUAUGAUGUUACCUGACAUUUAAGUGUUGACAACUAACUCAAAUUCUUGGCCAACACUGUGCAGACCAAAGAGAACCUGUCUACGGGCAGAGGCGGCCUCUGGCCACCAGUCUCACCUGUUGGGGAAAGCACAUCUCACAUCCCAUGUCCCCUGGGUCAGAUUCCUCCCUCAGCCCCCACAAACUCACCUGUUAGUACUCUCUGGGCACCUAAAAUCAAAGAAGGGAAGGAGGUCAGUUCUCCCAAGAAAUCAUUCUCAUGGAAGACUUGAAUAUAAAACCUUAAACCAGCCUUGCCUCGGAUCCAAAUACGCUGAAGGACUAUCCAGCUCUCCCUCUGCCCCCCUCUGGCGUGCCCAGGCCACAUCCCAAAGCACUGAAGAACCGUCACCCCACCUUAAGUUUUCACCUACCGUGACCACUGUGAUGAGGGGCUGGCAAGGAGCAGCCUUGUGCCUUCAGAGAAGGCAGCCAGGAGCCCCCGCAGUUUGAGAUCGCACACUCCGCCAGCCCCUCCACACCCCUUCCCGCUCCAGUAGUUUUCCAGUAGUUUUCAUUCCAGCGUAGAAUUUCCAUUGUUGCAUCUCCAACAUAGCACCAUCCUUGCUCCAGAACUGGUAGGUAUUUUAGAGUGUCCACUAACCCCCCAAAAAGAGUUUUUCCACAUAGAAAACCUUAGCGUCUCUGUCUGAGGGCAAAGACAAAAUGGGAAUAAAUGUGUCAUGGAAAAAAAUGAGAAGAUGCUGCUUUUGCUCAGAUGGACUGACUUUAGACUGUGUCUUACACCAGAGUCCUGAUGGCAUUGGGAUAAUCCCUAACCCUUUCACAUAUACAAAAAGAUAUGUCUCUUUCCAAUACAUUAUUUCCUUUGACAUUCCUAAGGACCCAGUGUAGAGUAGGAGUAUUUAGGAUCACCUCCAAGGCCAACCCAGGGUAGUGUUAUGUCUAUGAGUCAGCCUUAUCGCUGCCCAAAGGGAGAAGGGGAAGAAUUUGGAAAAGCACUUGGCUUGGACCUAAGUCUUCCAGAAGCUAAACCGGAAAAGACCCAGGCCCCCACCAGGUUCUCAAUCCGCCCUCUCAGCCCUGGCCCUUCAGCAUAGAAAAAAGAAGCACAUGCUCAUUCAUGUUGUCACAUGCCAACUGAAUCAUCCCUGGCUGUCCCCCGUUAUGGUGCUGCCGUGUCCCAACUCCCAAAGUUCCAGCCAGCUGAGUGGUCAGUUAAUUAUAGGAGUUUCUCAGCUAACGUGAUGUUCUGAGUAAAAGCUUUGCCUUCUUGGGGAAAAAAAAUUAUUUUGCUGCUAUCAUUCAACAUUGGUUGUCCUUGUAAACGUAAAUCGCUGCCAGAAAAUUUUAAAACUACUCAAAUGGGCAAUGUUGAAUGAUCAAAUCAGAAAGGACUGUCAACUCAAAGUUGGAAACACUUGGGGAGAUGGUUAAGUCACGUUUAAAACAUGAAUGCUGUUUAAACAACCUUGUCAGCACCUGAGAUUUCUGUCCGUGUGACUAUUAAAAGGCUGCAUCCACCAACAAAGAGGUCACACGAGCCCUUUCUCCCUUUAGUUUACCAGGCUUCAUAGGGCGAGUUUAGGGUGAAGCCACUCACAGGGAGUGCGGCUGUGGAGCUAGAAGGGGCCUACACCAUGGUGACCUGCCACCUGCUUCACUCUGAUAAAUGAUGUGUUUAUCAUCUGUCUGAGGAUACAGUGCUGGAGGAGGGAACACUCGGGCACUUUCCUCCUGUGCUGGCAAAGCAGCCAGUUCUGCAAUGGUGACACCCAAGCCACAGGAGCGGCAGGGCUUAGCAAACGAGCAGGAAGCUGAGGUUCCAGUAGAAGAUGACUAUAGAUUCUGAAAGCAGGCGGAGAUUGGGAAUUUGACCCUCACACUGUAUUCCUUGCUUUUUAAAAAUGUUCUUUCAUAUUGGGCGCUGUUCACGUCCUUAUUAAUGGCCAGCUUCCAAAGGGAAAAAAAUCCCUUUUAUUUAUAGUAUGAAAAUGUUGAAAGUUAAUUCUUGAGCCUAAGUGUUACAUUUCCUUACUAAGGGCAAUUGCCUGAUUUUUUUAAUUCAGAAAGUUUACCAUAGUAGAAAGCAGCAACUCCUGAAAAAGGCAGGAGAGCUGUCAUGAAAGAAAAUUUUCUUAAAAAAAAAAAAAAAAAAAGUUGCUCGUCUGUUUUCUCCUGAAUUCUUUCUACCUCUCUGACUCAAGAGGAAAACCAGGACUCUGGAGAAGAAAUUGAGCAGAGAGAGACAGAGAGAGAGAGAGAACAGUCCCCAUUCUGGUGACUGGUCUCACACACCCACCCCCACCCACCCCAGCUUGGCAACCACGUCCUGUCCACUCGCAUAACCUUACUGAGGCCAUGCUGUUAUUAUGUAAAUUCCUUUCCCAAAAUUCCAAAUUAAACACUUUUGCUUCUGUGCUGCUGACUUCCUCACUCUCCAAUUAAGGUCCAAGGGGAGAAAUAUUACUGUAACUUGUAUGUGAGGUUCAGUCAGUGAGGCUCCCCUCUUCCUUCUGACAAAAAUUUCCAUCUGUCUGAGCAGUUCCGGGCGAUCAUUCAGAGAGCAGGUCAGUCAGCAUGCAGCCUGCAGUCCUCAUCACAAGAGAUUCAGACUCGCUGAUAAAGACAAGACAUAGAUCUAAUCCUUUCACCUGGACUCAAAGCUCUCCACCCAAGUCACCUCCGACCAGGCCUGUCCAUGGGGAAAGCCAACUGUGUGAUCAGAACCAACAUGGAAGGACAGAAGAAAAGAGCUUCAUAUUGAAUUUCCCUGGGCCCUGACCUCUGCCCAUAAUGAUACAGCUUGAAAAUUGACUUGGCCUUUAUUGUGUGAAAAGAAAGUGGCUCCUGCAAGGUGUAAUUGUUUUAACUUGAUGCUCAUGCAAGGAGAUGACUACUCCAAUCUGCUCUCACUGUUAAGCACUUGUCCCUCACCCUGGUGGAGCCCUCUUCCCAUGCUUUGGGCCCACGUGGCCAAGAGAGCAAAGAAAAAGGUAGAGCUUUGGGGGCCAGCAGCACCAGAGUCGGAAUUACCCCUCAGGGAUCUACAGUGUAGUGUAAUUAUAAACUAACCCCCUUCCAAAAAAAAAAAAAGGAUGCAUCACUUUGCAGAUUACAAACCCUUGCUUUGCUUUUUACGCCUUUUUAUCCUACUCUCUGCUAAUUGGAAAUCAACGACUGUGACUUGACCAAGCCCUGUGAUGAUAGCAAAGCCCCUUCUUCCAAAGUAUCCCAACUGUCUGAGGAACCUCUGUGAUCACUGGUAGAAAGCUUUAGAAUAGACUUAGAUUUUUAGGAAAGAACUCAAUACCCCCAAAAUGUUCCAUGACUUCAAUAACUGAAAAUGCUCUGGGUGUAAAACAACCCAGGAAUGUGGAUUAUAUAUGUUUUUAAAAAAAAUGCCAUUAAUCAAUAUUUUCCUACAACAUGACCUAGAAUUCCUAUUUUUGUAAUUAAUGGUUGGACGAUGGUCAGCCAUUUAAACAUAGGCUCUCUGGAAUAACCAGAUACUAGUGUAGUUUCCAAAGUGUUUCAUGUCUCAAAAUCUAUAUACUUAGAAGAAGAACUCAGGAUAAGAAAAAAAUCGCUAGGUCCCAAAGGGUUCAUGACCAUCAUCAAAUGCAACUACCGAGUGGCCUACGGUCAUCUUUCUCAAAUGAAGGGGCUGAGGAGCGAGAGAAUAAGUUAUCACAAACCCUCCGUUGCCCUUUGUCCAUGGUAAGGUUUUUUAAAAACAAAAACAAAACAAAAAAAUAACAACAAAGAAAAAACCUCUACUUCUCAAAAUUAAGCCAUCUUUUAAAUUGUUUUCUACACCAAAUCUAAAAUGUGAUCAUGAAAUUAUACAAUAUUUCAAAUGGGGUAUUUAGUGGAAAUGUUGUCAGUAGAAAGCAUUGCUUUUUGAGUGCCUGCUAAUCGAGGAAAGCCAGACUGAAGAGAAAGAAGCAGUCCCUCCUGUGUGAUGCCAGUGGUAAAAUGACAGGCGUUAAUUUGUAAUUGGGCACGAAUUCAAAAGCAAUGUGGCGAUGCUAUCCGAUUUUUAGAGAUCUUUUGGAAUACAAUCUUACCACCAUUUGGAGGUAAGUAAGUACUUGCUUACAAAAGUCUUUUAAUAUUAGUGAAUGAAUGUAUAAAGUUACAAACUAUGCAUUUUCAAAGAGUAACGUGUAUUUUGUAUCAAAUCCAAGUAAAUUUUUUUCAUAGACUUAUCACAAACACAAAUUAUUCAAAAUAAACUUGAACACAUAACAUUACGGGAAUGUGGGACUCCCAUCUAUACUCUUCCAGCUGAUAUUUUUAAAGAUCGCACAUUGAAAUUUCAAACUCUAAACAACUCCAGCCAUUAAGGUAAAUAAAUAGGAAAUGGUUUCUAUUUUACUUCUUAAGCAGGAAUGAGAAAUGCUGGUUGUUACAAAACGUGCACAGUUUUUUGAAGGUGGAUGUUCUAGUAACCUUGGAUUAACAGGCAAACGAAACUGCAUAAGGUUAAUGAGCGUCGCAUUGGAGAAAAAAUAGCAGAGGUUGUGUCUGUUGUGUUGAAUUUUCAAUCUGAGAACAAAAACUACUCUCCAAAGGGUUUGGGUUAUAGCCAUUUCAAAGAACAAAAUAUAAAAAUGCUGUCCAUCAAAGCAAAUCAUCCGGCUUUUUUCAAAAGUACAUGGAGAUAAUGACUUACAUUUCUGGAACGUCCAGAUAGAAUAUACACACAUAUCUUCAGCCCUCUUGCUGAUUUUUUAUUCCCAUGAAACCCUUCCCCGAAUAAUUUAUCCUUGCUCCUUAAUUAGUGCUUUACUACGUUACUCAGCAUGAAAAAAUAUUCUUUCCCUUCAUCUGACAAUGUUGAAAUAAAGAACUCAUUUCUCUGCCAUCCUAGUUUUCGUCUAUGUCCGUUGAGAAAGUUUCUCAACUGUUUGUAGAAAUAUGAAAAAUAAGGAAAAACGCACUUCUAAACCUGGUACUUACGGUUAUACUGGAUAUGUUUGCUACCUAUUUAGAAGUUACUGGGGGUGGGGAUGUGUCUUUUUUAUAUGAUUUUUAGCCAAAUUCAGAUGUUCUGAUACUACAUUUCUGAAUACCUAUCUGACUGUAAAUACAGCCUGUGGAGGUUCAGGUUAAUAAACCUUUUAUGUGACUGUUCCUCAGACAUGCUCCUUGCCAGCUUUUGGCACAUUGUACAUAGAUUUGUUGAAUGUUUCAAUGAUGUUGUUUUUCUAAAUGCUGUUCUCUAAAAACUUUUUGAAUGUUUUUUGCUUUCCAUUGUUUGGGACUUUGUGUGUUGGUUUAAAAUAAAUAAAUAAAUGUUUCCUAAAUAUUUAACACCAGGAAAAAGAUUUACAAUAAACUGGUGCUAAUUGAAAUAGAAGACAAAUUUCAGAUUUGAAGACUUACGAUAUAAAAUGUUCACACCAGUUAAACUAAACUGCACUUUCCCAAGGGGACAGCUAGUAUCUACCUGCAAUGGGCAGCAGUAGGACCACUGAAUGUUUACAGUUUCUGUGGCCCAUUUAAGUGUAGAACAUAAAGAUGGCACUGUCCCCCCAGAGUUGAGGAUUUGCCACAUUGGUCCUAUGGAAGCAUUUAAGUAGAAGUAAAGGCUUAUAGUAAGAAUCAAUUUAGUAAUAGUCUUCUGGUCUUUGGACUUUCAUGUUCUGUAAUGCUUAGCUGUAACAAUGAAUAUGGUGUUGCCAAUGUAGUCUGACAUCAUCGUUGACCUGUACUUAUUGCGUGUAUGGUUCUACCUUGGGUUGCACUGGCACAUGCCAAGCCGGAACACUGGACUUUCAAUAAGACCAUUCUGACUUCUACAGUGUCCACACACAUGAAUUUAAAUGCACUUGUAACUGGUUAAUUACCAUGGAGUCUAACUUCCACUUAAUAAAAAGUUUUUGUGUA
Messenger RNA from Nyctereutes procyonoides (raccoon dog), 14391 nucleotides. It is a transcript of the gene ZNF704, whose product is annotated as zinc finger protein 704. Gene Ontology annotation, biological process: regulation of transcription by RNA polymerase II. Gene Ontology annotation, molecular function: RNA polymerase II cis-regulatory region sequence-specific DNA binding; DNA-binding transcription factor activity. NCBI's taxonomy places the organism in Eukaryota, Metazoa, Chordata, Mammalia, Carnivora, Canidae. The record is from RefSeq and is a predicted model, not a curated record. The transcript is spliced from 9 exons. Gene Ontology annotation, cellular component: nucleus. Bases 84 to 1898 code for a protein of 604 amino acids.